Pterocles gutturalis (yellow-throated sandgrouse) is the source of this 772-nucleotide messenger RNA. Its product is annotated as ganglioside-induced differentiation-associated protein 1-like 1. The annotation marks the transcript as partial. The transcript has 5 exons. The record is from RefSeq and is a predicted model, not a curated record. NCBI's taxonomy places the organism in Eukaryota, Metazoa, Chordata, Aves, Pterocliformes, Pteroclidae.
UCGCAGGCUGUCAUGGCGACUCCCAAUAAUGUUACUCCCACCAACUGCAGCUGGUGGCCCAUCUCGGCGCUGGAGAACGACACAGGGAAAUCCACAGAGGGGGAGGAAAACCAGGACCCGACAGACCCUGCUCUCAAAUCCCAGGACAGGCUGGUUUUGUACCACUGGACCCAGUCCUUCAGCUCACAAAAGGUGCGGCUGGUCAUCGCGGAGAAGGGGCUGCCCUGCGAGGAGCGGGACGUCAGCAUGCCCCUGAUGGAGCACAAGGAGCCCUGGUUCAUGCGGCUCAACCUGGGGGAGGAGGUGCCCGUCAUCAUCCACAGGGACAACAUCAUCAGUGACUACAACCAGAUCAUCGACUACAUGGAGAAGAACUUCACGGGAGAAAACGUCACCCAGCUGAUCCCCGAGCCAGGCAGCGUGCUGCACACGCGGGUGCUGCAGUACCGGGAGCUGCUGGACUCGCUGCCCAUGGACGCCUACACCCACGGCUGCAUCCUGCACCCCGAGCUCACCACCGACUCCAUGAUCCCAAAGUACGCGACCGCUGAGAUCCGCAGACAUUUAGCUAACGCCAGCACAGAGCUGAUGAAGCUGGACCAUGAAGAAGAGCCACAGCUAUCAGAGCCCUACCUCUCCAAGCAGAAGAAGCUCAUGGCCAAGAUCCUGGAGCACGACAACGUGAACUACUUGAAGAAGAUCCUUGGGGAGCUGGGGAUGGUGCUAGACCAGCUCGAGGCAGAGCUGGAGAAGAGGAAACUGGAGUACCAAG